UAAAAAAUCCUGGUUCGGCUCCCAUUUUCCAUCCCGCUCAUUAGAAAGAUUGGUCGUGAUUUGAAUAAAUUUCGGGCGCAAUGAUUUGAUCCAUUUUUAUCUUAUUUUAUCUGUUUCAGAGAUCCAUAUGUGAUAUUGCCCGCAUAAUCGGUGAUUUUAAUCUUUUACAGAGAUCGCUUUAUCUGAUUUCUGAUUUAUUAUCAUUCAUAGCAUGAAUUUUGAAUUUUUAAUGAGCUUUAAUUUAGCCAGUGAAUGACUGAAUGUGGUUGAAUUGUACGUAUUUGUGCAUCGUUAUCGCAUGAUCUGAUCGGUUUUAUCACAGCAACCUGCGGGCUGUAUGACUCGUUAAAUGAGCCGCGUGAAGAAAACAGACUGAACCAUAAUAAAGUCACGUGGAUGCGUGGAGAUCCGACCGCAGAACGCGCGUGUGUGUACGAGCAGUGCGCGGAGAUUGUAAUCGACCAUUCCGCGUCACACUCAUCACUCGCACAACACUGGUUGCAGGAAACGAUUUCUGGACUACUGUUUCCUUGUUUUUGACCCUCGCAUGACAGUAUUGUAGCAUAUUGAGAGUUUUAUUUUGUGUGGAUGGCAGUCAUGACACGAAUCUUGAUGGAACGCGCGAGCGGAAUUUUUCAUUGUGUCAUUUCUGUGGAGCAGAGUUUUGGCGUGUCUUGUUGAUUUGUCUCGGAUUCACUCGGUUGAGAUUUGAAAAGGUGAUUUCUGGUGUGUAAGUGAAGAGGAGUGUUGAGGAUGGCGGAGAAGGUGCAGAAUCUGGCGCAGGCCAUCUACGCGGAGUUCGAGAAGCUGAUGGGCAAGUACGACGAGAAGGUGGCGGACGGGCUGAUGCCGCUGAUCGUCAACGCGCUGGAACUGCUGGACGCCAGCUGCGUGGAGAACGAGGAGCGGCGCGCCGAGGUGGAGGUGCUGCGCGAGGACAACGAGCAGCUCAUCACGCAGUACGACCGCGAGAAGGCCCAGCGCAAACACUUCCAACAGAAAGUGGUGGAGGUGGAAGACUCGUUGGACGAGGAGAAGCGGCAACUGCAGGAGAAGAGCGACAGUCUGGAGGCCAUUGUCCGCAUUAUGGAAGUCAAGUCCAAGAGCGCCGCCGAUCAGGUGAUGCGUUAUGAAGAGAAGGAAAAAGAAACCCGUAAAGAAUAUGACAAACUCCAUGACCGAUAUUCUCAGCUGUUCAAGACGCACGUGGAGCAUCUGGAAAGGACGCGGUAUUUACUCGGCGCCAAUAACAUUGACGAGAACGGCUUCGUGAAGGAGCCGCUGUCCUCGGCCUCGCAGGCCUCCGAGAUCGACAUGGACGACGAGGAUGUGGAGGCGCGACUCGCGCAGCGGGGCCGCCAACUACUCAACUCCAUGGAGCAGACGGUGCGGGCGGCGCACGCCAGCCCGGGGAGCGUUGCGCCGCUGCAGAGCGCCAACUUCACCAACAUUCUGCCCAGGAGAAUGACAUCGUACACGGAAGGCGACAUGUCAAUGGAGCCGGAUGACAUGGAGCUGGGGGAGCGGGAUGAGAAGAAGGACGUGGGAUCAGAUACGGAGGAGGAGGGCAGCGGUGAUGCGCAGGGCGCGGUGCCGACGGAGCGGACGGAUGCUGAUGCGGCCAGUGGGCGUUUCCCCUUUGCCAUCAGCCGCGAGAUCGAGGAACUGAUCCGGGAAAACAACGAUUUAUUAGCCACGAAGAAUGCCUUGAACGUUGUCAAGGAUGAUCUCAUUGCCCAGUUGGAUGAAUUGUCCAGUGAGAAGGAGAUGUUCCGUGAAGAGAACGCCUCGCUGCAGGAAGUGAAGAACAAGCUGAAGGAGCGCAUCGUCAACCUCGAGGACAAUUUAAAGCGAAUGCGUGAGCACUACGAACUGAAGCUGCACGAGGCCAGUCAGGACGAUGAGAACGCCCUAGUGCCAUACGCGCAGCAGAAGCGUUUCACGCGCGUGGAGAUGGCGCGGUUGGUGCAGGAGAAGAACAAGUACAAGGAGCAGCUCAUGGAGUUGCAGGACGAGAUGCGCGCCAAACUGUCGCAGAAUCAGCGCGUCGUCAUGCAGCAGCGCCGCGGCCGGUCCGGCUUCUUCAAAUUCUUCAGCGGCCUGUUUGGGAGCUCCGGCAGCCGCGAGAACAGCGCUGUCCGCUACAACAACGACCACACCCUCCCGCCCUCGCGGGGCGGCGGCACCAUGUCCCCCUCGCAGCAGAGCACCGCGUCGCGAUCGCCUCCCGCCUCGGAAGCGGCGCCCAUCGACACCGCCGACGUCGUGGACCUCCAGGAGCAUUAUAAACGGAUUGCCACGGUGGCGGAGAAUGCCGGGACACCGCAGAAGAGCCCUCCUACCGGCGGCCGGGGAUCCCGUGGGUCCAUUUCAGGGCGAUCAGCCGGGAAGGAGACGCCGAGUGGGCGUGUGCAGGCGUUUGGGUGGAGUGUGCCGGUCGUCGCGGCAAGCGGAGCUGGCAAUGUACUGGGCAGUGCUGUCGUCCCGAAACCUCUCUACUCCCGGCCACUGGUGGAAAAGGAUCCCGAUAUGAAGAUUUGGUGCGCAGUGGGCAUUCAGCUGCCGCCACGCACGGUCACCGCCGCUGCUGAGCCGGGUUCCGAUGCGCUGCGCGAACAGGCGUACGCGGCUGCAUCGUCCGUCAUCUGGAUCUGCAGUUCGACGCACUCCAGCGGCAAGGUGACGGUCAUCGACGCCAACCGGCCCAACGAUGUGGUGGAGAGCUUCCCCGUCUGCUCGUCGCAUCUACUGUGCAUCGGUUACGUUCCAGGCGCUCACGACGACGUGGAGAUCCCGGUGCCGUUGGAGAAGCCGGAAGCCAGUCCGGAGAAGAAGGCCAUCGAGCAUCCGCUGAUGAACAGCGGCGGACGGGGGCGCAGUGCGGAUUUGGGGAACAUCCUCUUCGUGUCCUGCGCAACGGGAUCGUCGCCGCCGGUCAAGAGCGUCACCAGCGCAGCGGUGGGACACACGACGAGCAAUGCACUGCCCAGCGAUGCAAGCGUGAACAAUGCAACAACGGAUCUGUCGAGCGAGAUGAGCGCGACGUGGGAUCCCAGUGCGGAGAGCACUAGUGACCACAUUCCCGUUGACUCCGAUCUGGGCCGUGCCCGGGUGGAGGGUACCAUCUGGAUUGGCAGUCAGAAUCGCGGGCUGUACAUUUAUCAUGCGUCGCGGAUGUAUCGCAAACGCCUCAGCAAGGUGGUCCUGGACGACGCGGUCCUCUGCAUUGUACAUACGACGGGCCGCGUGUUGGCCUCGUUGGCGGACGGGCGUGUGGCGGUGUUCCGGCGGGUGCAGCCGGGUGGCUGGUGGGACACGACCAACUACCACCUGCUGAGUCUGGGCCAGGCCGACCACGCCAUCCGCGCCAUGAGCAUCGUCCCGCCGCCCUAUCCCGACUACAUCCCCGGCAUUCGUCGCAGCCCGGGGGCGGCUGGCAGUGAGCAACGGGACUGCGUGUGGGCCGGUUGCCGGAACAAGAUCCAUGUCGUCGAUCCCCUCUCCAUGAAGAUCCUGAGCAGUUUCGAGGCGCAUUCGCGGGUGGACAGCGCCAUCCGGCAGAUGGUGGUGGUGGGGCAGGGCGUGUGGAUCUCGCUGCGACUGGACAACACGCUGCGUCUCUUCCACGCCCGCACCAUGCAGCACCUCCAGGAUCUGGCCGUCGAGCCGCUCUGCGCGCUGGUCGCCGGUAAGGGUCGCUUGGGCAUCUCGCUGGUGCGUAUCACGGCCAUGUCGGCCUCGUGUCGGCGCCUGUGGAUCGGCACCAGUACCGGCGUCGUCCUCUCCAUUCCCCUCAGUUUUACCCCAGAUGCUAGCAACCCGGACAAGGAGUCGGCGGACGUGGCGAAAUGUCUGCCCGGGUGCGAUGACACACUGGCGCAGGUGUCCUAUCACGGACACCGGGAGGAGGUCAAGUUCUUUGUCUCCAUCCCCGGAACGUACACACCCGGCGGGGCCACGCCGGCCAGCAACGACCCGAAGGCCAGCCAGGAGGACGCCAGUCUGCUGGUGUCCGGGGGUGAAGGCUACGUGGACUUCCGCUACGAUGAUAGUGCGGAGAGCGGACUGGAGGAUUCUCCGGGCGGCAACGCGGAGCCGCGCAGUAUCCGCUCGCACCUGAUCGUGUGGCAGACGCCGACCACGCCUACCACCUCCGCGCCCCGAUCGUAAAGGGGAACGAGGGACACCCCUUCCCUCGCCCGGAGGGCGGCAGCUACCAGAACAGGCGCAAUGCAACGGACAGCCGUGAUGGUCUCUAGUCGGUGACGCAGAUUAUGCAAGGGAUGGUUUUGCCAGUUUAUUACACUGACCUUUCGUUUAUACGGCUUCCAGUAUGGUGUUCACAGUGUUUGUUAUCGUGUUCAUAGUGCUUUUACUUGUCUUUUAGCUGGAGUUUCUAUUUGAUUUUACUGAUUUUAUGCGUUUCUAAAUGGAUUUUUUAUUAGUGUUUUUGUUUUUUUGUGGUGGUGCUUUUCUGUGGAUUGGCGAAUUUGUGAUUGGUGUGUUGUGUUUUUCUUCGGGAAUCGUGAUUAUGGGAAAUGGAAACAAAAUAAAUUUAACGAUAAUAUUGGAAGACAUUUAGAAA
Molecule: messenger RNA, 4585 nt
Organism: Paramacrobiotus metropolitanus
Lineage: Eukaryota; Metazoa; Tardigrada; Eutardigrada; Parachela; Macrobiotidae
Product: C-Jun-amino-terminal kinase-interacting protein 3-like
Exons: 25
Coding region: 754-4170 (1138 amino acids)
Biological process (GO): vesicle-mediated transport
Cellular component (GO): cytoplasm
Molecular function (GO): signaling receptor complex adaptor activity; JUN kinase binding; kinesin binding
Source: RefSeq, a predicted model, not a curated record